AUGUCUUCAUCAACCGAGCAGGACCAACUCAAACAAUCCCUCACCGCCACCGGCGAGCCCUGGACCCCAACCCUCUCCUCCCUCUCCAAGCUAGAUCCCACCUACCUCCGUGCCUACACCAACCUCCGCUCCGUGCCCCGCAACAAAAAGGCCCUCCCCCUCAAAACCCAAGAACUGCUCCUCCUAGCCAUAGACGCCGCGGUAACGCAUCUCGAUCCCGCCGGCGUGCGUGCGCACACUGCUGCCGCGCUCGCCGCUGGCGCCACUAGGGAGGAGAUCUUGGAGACGUUGGAGUUGAGUAGCGUUCUAGGGGUUCAUGCUGUUACGGUUGGAGUUCCGACGUUGAUGGAAGUUUUGGCCGAGAACGGCGAGCCGCCUUUACCAGACGAAUUGACCCCAGAGCAGCAGCAAUUGAAGGAGGCCUUCACGGCCAAACGCGGGUACUGGGGCACCUCCUGGGAUCCGGUUCUGCGACUGAGUCCCGGGUUCUUUGAGGCGUACACGGAGUUUUCGAGCGUGCCGUUUGAUGCAGAGCAUGGGAAACUGGACGCGAAGACGAAGGAGUUGGUGUAUACGGCGAUUGAUUGCUCGACGACGCAUCUGUAUCAGCCGGGUUUGAAGGUGCAUGUGAGGAAUGCGGUCAAGUAUGGGGCGACGAAGGAGGAGAUUAUGGAGGUGUUUGAGCUGGCGAGUUUGAUGGGUGUGAAGACUGUUUUGAUGGGGGUGGAUGCUUUGAACGAGGAAGGGAAGGGGACGUGA
This is a messenger RNA of Saxophila tyrrhenica, 759 nucleotides long. RefSeq lists its product as uncharacterized. The coding region runs from base 1 to 759 and encodes 252 amino acids. Gene Ontology annotation, molecular function: peroxiredoxin activity. NCBI's taxonomy places the organism in Eukaryota, Fungi, Ascomycota, Dothideomycetes, Mycosphaerellales, Extremaceae. The record is from RefSeq and is a predicted model, not a curated record. The transcript has a single exon.